Delphinapterus leucas (beluga whale) is the source of this 4199-nucleotide messenger RNA. It is a transcript of the gene IFT46, whose product is annotated as intraflagellar transport 46. Gene Ontology annotation, cellular component: motile cilium; microtubule organizing center; intraciliary transport particle B. NCBI's taxonomy places the organism in Eukaryota, Metazoa, Chordata, Mammalia, Artiodactyla, Monodontidae. The record is from RefSeq and is a predicted model, not a curated record. Gene Ontology annotation, biological process: intraciliary transport; cilium assembly.
AGUAUCGCGAUUUUUUCUUUCUCUCCCUUUUUUUUUUUUUUGCUUAGCGACUGGAAAGGCCGGUUGCUCCGAGUAGAAGCGCUUGGCCUUCUUCCAAGUAGAAGUGGCCCGGCCUGAGAUUCGAGUGAGACCCCAGCCCUAGGCUGGGGUUCUUUCCACAUAGAGGAGACGGAUUCAGAGGGGCUACAGACCAAGACCGUUGAAAACCAGACAUAUGAUGAGCGUCUAGAGAUUAACGACCCUGAAGAGGUUGCGAGUAUUUAUGCUCCAACCACAAGACACAAAGGACUUCGUCGUUCCGCCCAUCUUCCUAACAAGACUAUGGCUGACAACAGCAGUGAUGAGUACGAAGAGGAAAAUAACAAGGAGAAAAAGAAGACCUCGCAGCCCACUCCUCAGCGGGGCUUUAGUGAAAACGAUGACGACGACGAUGAUGACUCAUCUGAAACUGAUUCUGAUGAUGACGACGAUGAUGAUGAAGAGCACGGGGCCCCUCUGGAAGGUGCCUAUGAUCCUGCAGAUUAUGAGCAUUUGCCAGUUUCUGCUGAGAUUAAGGAACUCUUCCAGUACAUCAGUAGGUAUACACCUCAGUUGAUUGACCUGGACCACAAACUGAAACCUUUCAUUCCUGAUUUUAUCCCAGCUGUCGGGGAUAUUGAUGCAUUCUUAAAGGUUCCACGUCCUGAUGGAAAGCCUGACAGCCUUGGCCUACUGGUAUUGGAUGAGCCUUCUACAAAGCAGUCGGACCCUACAGUGCUCUCACUUUGGUUAACAGAGAAUUCCAAACAGCACAAUGUCACACAACAUAUGAAAGUAAAGAGCCUGGAAGAUGCAGAAAAGAAUCCCAAAGCCAUUGACACAUGGAUUGAGAGCAUCUCUGAAUUACACCGCUCCAAGCCCCCUGCGACUGUGCACUACACCAGGCCUAUGCCCGAUAUUGACAUGCUGAUGCAGGAAUGGUCUCCAGAGUUUGAAGAGCUUUUGGGAAAGGUGAGCCUGCCCACAGCAGAGACUGACUGCAGCCUGGCACAGUACAUAGACAUGAUCUGUGCCAUCCUAGACAUCCCCAUCUACAAGAGUCGGAUUCAGUCCCUCCACCUGCUCUUUUCCCUCUACUCGGAAUUCAAGAACUCACAGCAUUUUAAAGCUCUAGCUGAAGGCAAGAAAGCAUUCACCCCUCCAUCCAACUCCACCUCCCAAGCAGGAGAUGCAGAGACAUUAACCUUCAGCUGAGACACCUCCCAUGUCACUCUGUUUCAAGGCUGAGCUGGCUUCUCUGCCCCAUCUGAGAAGGAGGGAUCACUGUCAGCCACUUGGCGGCCUUGCCUGCCUCACAGCUUGAUUCGGAGACAGCGCACGUCUUACUGUCCUCUCUGCCAGAAAGCACUGCCCAUGGUCGUUAAAUGGCUAAUGCCUGUGUCAGAGUUCCUUCCCAUGGAAAUUAAUUAUGCAUCUACACUACUGUGGGGAUGUGAGUUAGAAUCACUGGAAUUCCUGGGAUCCCAGGAUGCUCAGGUUGGGAGGAAGGCUUAAAAGAUGUUCUUUUGAGAUAGCAAUAGAAUUAUUUUCUUUCAUUCUUAAAGUUAGUUGGCAAAGAUUUUACAAAUAAAAUACUCUUAUCUUUCAGGUUAUCCUGCUCUCCUUGAAAUAUGAAAGAGAGAAGGCAGACUGAGCAUAGGCAGAGAUAAGGAACUUGGCCUAGGAAUAGGCAUUAAGUGAAUAGCAGUUUAAGCAAAUCAACUUUGUGAAAUAAAAUCAAACCCCAGUCCUCCAAGGUUGGCAAUAGAGGGGAAACUUUUUUCUCCCAGAACUUAUUUUUUCUGGGGGGUCUCCCACCAGGUAGUGCUACCUGCCUUACAGGCUACCUGCCUGUCUAGCUCCAGACCUGUCUGGUUGUGGUCUUAGGGAGCCUAGCUAUUGCAGUCACCCAGGUGAGAGAUGAUGGUGUCUUGGACUGGGUGGUAGUGGUAGAGAUGGACAGAUUCAGGAAAUAUUUUGGAGGUUUUAUCAGCUAAGCUCCAGUCAGAAACCAUACUAGUUAUUUCUAACAAAGGAUGUUAAUUUAAGUAUGGGCAGUUGGUUACAAAAGUGUUGGAAGGGCUGAAGAAACAAAAGGGAGAAUGGAGAGUGCUGAAGGAACAAGAGGCUAAAGGGGAGUGUCCACUGCUGGAAACAGAAGAGCUGCCACAGUGGCUGGGAUGGCUGAGCAGGUCCGAGACCCUCACCCCUACUACAGCCACCCUGGGCAAGCGCUGCUGCCUCCUCUAUCCCACCCUCUCCUAGCUUGCUGGUGCCUCCCACUGGCAGAAAUUAACAGCUGGCAAGGGAAUCUGGAAAAUCGAGCAGCAUAAAGUAUAGAAGGGAAGGUGUGGGGUACGAGACAACAGAUAAGCAACCAGGAGAGGUGGAACCAACAGAACUUAGUGAUAGAGUGAAUGUGGGGGAGGGAAGAGAAGAAAGGGCGACUCCCAGGUUCUCUGGCUUGAGCAGCUGGGCGGGUAAUGGAGCCAUGUACUGAUAUACGGGGCAAGAACUGAUCGGAGGGGAAAAUUACAGUAAGAUGCUACAGCCUAAUAUAUACCCGAGAAACACGAGACAGGAGGGGCAUCGUUUCCUACAGACCCUUAAGCCAACUCUGAUGUUCAUCUCAUGCUUGAACUUGAGCAGGAACAUCUGAGCUCAGGCCUCACUUUGACACCAUAUUGGGACCAGGUGCUCUGCUCUCAGAUGGAUGCCAUUAAUGCUCACAUUUCACUCAAGGAAAAAGAGAGGCAAAAACAUGAUAGGAACUCAGAUUCUCCAUCAGGUUUUCAGGGAACAAUCAGACUGCCUUCUUUGGCUAGAACUGAGACUCAGCUCUAGUAAGUAUAGUCGACUCUCGUUAUUCACAGUAGCUAUGUUCUAUCAAGUCACCACAGACACCAUUAGCAAAUACUGGACCACUGCUCCUGGGGGAAAUAUAAGGUAAGGUUCCUGUGUGCCUCUGUCAUAACAUUGUCGUCAACAACCAUUGAUUCAUUGAACUCACAGCCACCAGCACUGUAAGUCAUGCCAUAAUGAAGCGUAUCUAACGCACUCUCUCUGUAAGGCACAUGACAGCCUUACUACACUUAGUUAACUCUAGCCAGCACCUCAGCACUAUGCGGGUGGGGGCCAUUUAAUUUAUUUAUUUUCAAAUAUUUAUUGUAUUUAUUUGGCUGCACAUGUCUUAGUUGUGGCACGGGGGAUGUUUUUUUUUUUUUUUCAGUUGUGGCAUGUGGGAUCUAGUUCCCUGACCAGGGAUCGAACCCAGGCCCCCUGCAUCAGGAGCAUGGAGUCUUAGCCACUGGACCAUCAGGGAAGUCCAGGGGGGCCAUUUUAAACACUGAAACCACCACCAACAAGCAAGAAAUGAGGCAUUAGGUACACCUUGGAUAGGGCACUCAUUUAGAGUGUGAGAGCCGAAACCAGGAGGCAGGAUGUCGCCUUGUUCAGCCUCAGCUGGGAAGGUACGUGUCGGGCGACUCACAUUUUUCACUGCUCUAAGCAUGUUUGCAAACGAUUGUAAAAACACUGCAAGUAUCGAUUUUAGGAUUACAGAUACAGUUUAGUAAGUGAAUUCGCAAAUACAGAAUCUGCAAAUAAUGAGGAUCAGCUGCCUAAGUAACUGGCUAAUGCGCAGGCCUGUAAUGUUAGCCUGUCUCCCUACCCUAGCAUGUCCACUGACCUGUCCAGUGAGCACUUCAGACACUGUUUCUAUCGUGGGCUCCUCCUCCUCCACAAUCUGAGGUUACUCUCUUUUGGCUACUUGAUCUGUGGCCCUAGAAAAAUAAGUUAACUUCUAUGCCUCAGUUACUCUAGCUAUGAAACAGUUACAAUAAACACUAACUUAACUCCUAGGCUUGUCCUAUGGGUGAAAAUAUGUGAAAAGAUUAAAUGCCACAAAAUGUAAGAUCUAAUAAUUAUGUUACUAAGUACAAAUUUUUCACUUGGCCUUUUAGACUUUCCAUUUGGCUAUUCUCUCCCUGCCCGAGAUUCUCAUUUUUCUAAUUCCCCAGCGAAAACCGCAAAACCAGCCUGCUUGCCAUGCUCUACACAUGACUCAUGAGUUCCCUCUUCUAACUAAACCUUUAUGCAGUCUAUUUUCCUGGCUUGAAGUGUCCCUCCCCUCUGCUAUCCCAGGCUCUCUACAUUUCUAAAUAAAUAAAACUUGAACACAA